UAUGUUUUUGAUAGCACUUUGCAAUACAGGUGAUUUCCUUGCUUUGCUGGUGAUAAGCUGGUCUUCCUGUUUCGUACCUGGGAAUGAUGAUGCCAUUUUUAUGUCUGCUCUAGUGGAGACUUUCUUCUAGCUUCAGCUCAGCUGAAACUGAUGUGGAAAAGGCAGACAUGUUCACUGGAAGAGGGAUGUUGAAAAGAGAUCCAACCAGCCUGUCUUGUGCAAAACCUUAAGUGGAGGGGAAUAACCCUAAAAGAAGUAGAAGCUGGCUUGUAGUGUGGAGAAAACGAAAGAUCCUUGGGAAAGCACUGUGUUCAGCAGUCAAUAAAAAUCUCUCUGUUUCACCAUGUCAGCUGACAGCCACCGGCUCCACACUCGUUCCCGCCAGGAGACACUAAAUUCUACUUGUUAUGGCCCCUUGAAUAUCAGCAGUCAUCCGCUGUCGAAGAGCUCCUCGAGUCUGCUAUGUACUGGGCAAUCAGGUUCAGAGGAAAGGCAAAGCAACAAGCAGGAGCUCAAGAAGAGCCACAGUAGCACUGUGUGCCAAACCCUGGGGUACGGGAGUGAUGCCAGUAGCAUGACGAGUCCUAGACAGUCCUUCACGCAGUCUGGGGUGAUGGGACGUGGAUCAGUAGACCGAACCAUGAACGAUCAGUCAGCUGAUGACACUGCACACAACAGAGCUAAGACUACAAACCAUUUUCUACUUGCUGACCAGUCCCCCACAGCCUGGGAGAUGGAGGAGACUAAGAUGUGCGUCAGGAGCAGCACUGCUGAGAUUGUUUCUUCUGCCUGCGUCAUACACCCACAAAGCACGUGUAAAACGGAAGAACCAGGAGCUGGCCUUCAGAGAAGCCACUCAGACCUAGCUUGCAGCUGCAAACAGCAGAGUCAUGUCACUCACAUAGAAACCAGUGCCACUCGCUCCAGCCUAAUCUCUUCUAGCAGCAGGCAUGGUCCAUCAGUGGCUAGGCUGUCUUUCCAAACGCAGAGAUAUGGAUCAGAAACAAAUGAAAAUACUCCUCGUUAUCAAAACCUUGUAAGUCACCUGCCAGCUCUACCUAGAGACCAAAAAGUACCGACAAAUAGCUUUGACAGUGGUGGUAUUCCACGUAAUACUACUGUUUACACAGAUCCCGGAACGUUUCACACUGCUGUUCUAGGACCCCACGUGCCUGGAAAUGGUUUCUCAAACAGGACAAUAUUCUGUCAAGCCACUGGGAUUAUGCAAGGUGGUCGGGCGAACAAUAAUAUUCCAAACUGUGCGUACUCACCCAUGGUGAUGACAGUUAACAAUUCUGCAGUGCCCUGCAACGUAAGGCAAGAAUCUUGUAUGAAAGUAGAUGCCACCGUCCCUGCCUAUUGCCAUUCUUUGCCCAUACCAUCUCUACAGCUUGUUCCACAGUUGGUAUGCUCAGUUAGUGAGUCAGGAAAAGAGCAGGCAGCAUCUGGCUAUUGUCAUUCCUUUUCUACUUCAGACAUUCUCACGUAUCCCAAGCUGGUGUCAUCAGUAAGUGAAUCGGGCCUGGAUGCCCAGAGAGUCCUGAAGUGCUGUAGUGUUCCUGGAGAACAACUGCAGCAUGCUCCACACUGUGCUCAGCAGGGCAGAGCUCCUCCAGAAGCAAAGCCCACCUGUAUUGCCUUUAAUAGCCAGCAAGGGGCAGGCACGAUAAUGAAAACUAAGGACAUGUGGACUAUGACCUCUAUGAAUGAUUUGACCAAAGGACUGAAACCGUCUCUGGAGCAUAGAGAUGCCGAGGUACAAACUCUUCCAACCAUGGAAUACAAAUCUGUGGCCACAAGCCCAGCAGCUGCAGCAGAAAGCCAGCUGCAUGUGUUCCCAGAGGUGAACCUGGAGCCAGACUCAGAGGCCCCCAAAUCUCCGGUGCGUGAAGUGAGAUGGGAUGAUGAAGGAAUGACAUGGGAAGUGUAUGGGGCAUCCAUGGAUCCGGAAGUUCUUGGUUUCGCCAUUCAGAAACAUCUUGAGAUUCAAAUAGAACAAUCCCAGACAGGGCCUGCUCGGCUGGCUGGGAAAAGUAACAAGGAUCCUUUUGCUAAGGAGCCGUCUUCUGCUAAACUGAGGAAGAAAAGACCAUUCCGAACAAUGAUGCCUUCUCUAAGAUACCCGAGCUGUUGUGCCCGGUCCAGCACUGCAGUGGAGUGAGCACAGCUGUAUGACAGCUGUGCUUCCUUUGAACUGUAAAUAAAUGCCAAUUCUUAAAGGUUAACAUAGUGCACGUGGACAAUCCGCUCACUUCAGUAUGAGCUGGAACAGUGUGAGUGACCGAAUACACAGCACAGCACAGCAAGGAAAAACCCAUGCAUGGGCCAUAUAACAGAGGACUCUAGGAUUGUACCUACCUAAUGCUAUCUGAAUGCUCUUGACUGUAUUUAAUGUAGCACUUAAUGUUAUAAGAAAUAAGACUACUUUUCUAAAUGAUGCAUCUUUUAAAAAUCAUGUUGAAUUUCUGUGUUUUAAUAAUUUACAAUUAGGUAGCAGUUAGAAAAUAACACUUUAGUCAAAGUUCUUAUCAUUAAAUCCUACUUCCUUCAGUUAUUUUGGGAGCUAUUUUGCUGUUAAUUUAUGACAACGCUGACUAUAAACACACUUUAGCAAUUGGUAACAGAGCAAACUAGUGUAAUGCUAUAUUACAAAUAAACGUAACUUUUGGUAUGUAAUUCUGCAAAGUACUUUCAAUAUUGCUAGCUUGAACUCAUCCUUUUGCGAGCUGAUUUAUAGUUGGAGGAUGCUACUGCAACUCUCAAAUUAGUUUGUAGUUAUGAUGAAUUACAUUCUAAAUAUCCAGAGCUGAUAUUUAGGCAGUAAAUUGGCACAAACGUACAGUACUACCAAAGAUGACUCAUGUAAUGUGAAUUUUGUUAUUGAAUGCUUGUUUCUUAAAUCCAUGAGACGAGCUGUUCAGAUUAGUCACACAGUCAUACCCGACAAAUUAUGAGCAGUUUUAUUUUGCUUAUAUUAAAAGUAAUUUCCAGGGAAUUAUUUUUGUGUGCAUCUAUGCUGAACAGUGGUUAUUUUGUUGCUAUAUAAGCUGUAGGCAAUAGUUUGCAUGUAGCCUUUACUCAUCGUGUAUUCCCUGCCUGUUCUGAUGUCAAGCAUCUGCUGAAAGUGAGCCUUCCUGUCUUCCCCAAAGUGCAACUCAAAACUAAGAUUAUUUGUUCUGAGUGACUUGAUCACAUGGGCAGCUUAAAACCUUCUUUUCUCCCAAACGUAUAAUAGCAAAAAUAUUCCCAGUGAGGAACCACUUUUAUACUGCCCUGCAGCAGCAGUGCAGUGCCUGUUUGAAAUGAAAGAUGUGUUAUAAAGGCUGAGACCGUUAUUUCCAUGGCAUUGCAUGGCACUGCUAAGUGUCUGAGAUUCUCUGGGAAACUAGGCAUGGAGAGAGAGAGGAGGAACAUU
Struthio camelus australis is the source of this 3415-nucleotide messenger RNA. Lineage: Eukaryota; Metazoa; Chordata; Aves; Struthioniformes; Struthionidae. The record is from RefSeq and is a predicted model, not a curated record.